AUGGGCGAGUCUGUGGUGCCAUCGAACGACUUCCUCGCGUUUACGGUGGAUCAAGGGAAGAACAUCAUCAACGCGUGUACGGCGUUGGAUGUUACUGUCGUCGAGUGCAACUGCCACCGCGUCAACACCGCAGUCGUGUGGGCGUUGGGCAUAGCCGCGAAAGGGAGAAAGAACCCAACGAUGGGCACACUCAUGAAGAAGCUGGCAGCGAUGGUUGGUGUUUUCAGCCACUCCGCAGUCAACAACGACGAGCUGAAGGAGCUCCAGAGGCUGGAAGAGGGCUUUUCACGCAUCUACGAGCUCCUCAGACGAAACGACACAAGGUGGUGGACCAGCCAGCUCAAGAUGAUGGAUCGUGCCCUAGCCUUGAAGAAGCCCAUUUCCGAGUUCUUCAAGAAAUACCCCCAGAACGACCGAAAGCUGACACCGAACGAGUGGACCAUCAUCAACGAGGUGUGCAGCCUCCUGGCCGACGUUUCCGAGAUCACCAUACGGGUGCAAGGGUCCGUGGAUACCCACAUCGGCCAGGCGAUGUUCAUCAUUCACGAGGUUAUCGAGAUGCUGGGGGAGGACACCCACCCAAUCCGACAGCCAAACGCCACUGUUGUGCCGGUCCCAGAGGAAGGCAUCCCCACGGACGACACCCCGGUGACGGACCUGACCGCGGAGGCGCCGUGCGUGCUCGAGGUGCUACUGGACGUGAUGAGAAAGAAGGGGGUGGGGAGCGCUCAGGUUGCUGCGGAGCGUCUGUCCGCGUUGAUGGACCCGAGGCGGAAGUUGCUUGGCAGCGAUCAACUCGAGAACGGUUCUGCAGAUCUCAGCAAGAAGGCCGAAGACGACUUGAAGGCGGUCAUCGCUAAGUUUGACGUCGGGCCGUCCACCGAGUCUACGGCGGCGCCAGCGCCAGCGCCAGCUCCGGUGGACACGGACCCGGCGGAACCCGCACCCAAGAGGAAGACGGUCUCGAGAUUGGAGCGGGGCACUAGCAGCGUGUCCCCGACGACUGGCAAGGUCACAUCUCCGGCAGAAAUGCCCUACCUAGCGUUCAUCGCUCGGUUGUACCUCGGGAUCGAGGCCACCAGCUGUCAGGCCGAACGCAAUUUCUCAGCGCGCUCCCACCUGAUUGGCCAACUACGCUGCAAGAUACUUCCAAGCAAGUUUGAGCGCACGAUGUUCAUCAGGCUGAACAGGCACUUGGUCGCCGAGGUCCGCGAGCUGGACGCUGCAGUCGCGCAGGCGAAAGCUACGGCAACCAAGACCGCACAGAGCUCAAUGGCUGCUCAGGGGGAGAGGGCGAACCAGACGGUUGAUCUUAGGCUGUAGACGAAAGCGGCUACGGGUGACAGCAGAAGUCUGGGCUUGCAUGGGGCCGCGGGAGCUACACUCAGCUGGUUUUCUUUUUCUAUUGUUCUUUUUCUUUUCUUCUUGUUUUCUUCGAGAGUACGCCUUGUCGUCUUGGCAUGUUCCUGGUUUUCGAUCGCAUCUAUCCGUCCGUCUUUUUUCUUUUCGUGUUCCAUGCUUUCGUGUUGCAUGUUUCCGCGUGGCUGUUCAGUUUGUCAGUUUCUCAAUUUGACGAUUUGAUCUCGUCUCGGUGGUGCUGUCUUUGCACGAAAUACCGUCAACCGCCAAAAGUACCGUCAUUGCCGUGAUGUUGCAGUACCGCCGAACAGGUACCGUCAAAAAAACGAAGUACCGUUAACCGCCAAAAUAGUACCGUCAUAUUGCGGUACCGUCAAAAAAGUACCGUCAAUAAAAAGAAGUACCGUCCACUGCCAAACUAGUACCGUCAUUUUGCAAAACCGCCAAAAAAGUACCGGCAAUUUCGGCCGUACCGUGAACCGCCAAAAGUGGUACCGUCAAAAAAACGAAGUACCGUCAACCGCCAAAAAAGUACCGGCAAUUUCGGCCGUACCGUGAACCGCCAAAAGUGGUACCGUCAAAAAAACGAAGUACCGUCAACCGCCAAAAAAGUACCGUCAUUUUGCUAACCGUCCCGUUUUGUGUCCGUCAAGAAAACUGGCACCGAGGACUACCCUGUAUUUUUUAGUGAGAUUUUCCGAGUUGGAUCUGGGAAUUGAAAAUUUCAACAGUUCAACUGGAAUUUUUCACACCGUACGAAACCGCCUUUCAAGCUUCAGAAUUCUGGGUUUCCCCGCUGACUCAAAAAAGACCAGUUCAGCGAUUUUCACCAGUCCGGCCCGAAAAACCACCAGUUCGGCUAUUGCGCCGCUCUGAACAGGUGAAAAUGAGCUGGUGUUUUUUUUUUUCAGAGCUGGUAUAAAAGCCCAUCUGUAUUUCACCUGUUUAGUUUUUGCGUGUUCGGGAGGCGAAGCGGUACAUAGCGAGAUCGCGUC
Ectocarpus sp. CCAP 1310/34 is the source of this 2354-nucleotide messenger RNA. The record is from the annotation of a GenBank genome assembly. NCBI's taxonomy places the organism in Eukaryota, Phaeophyceae, Ectocarpales, Ectocarpaceae.